Messenger RNA from Nematocida minor, 3360 nucleotides. RefSeq lists its product as uncharacterized. The record is from RefSeq and is a predicted model, not a curated record. Lineage: Eukaryota; Fungi; Microsporidia. Bases 1 to 3360 code for a protein of 1119 amino acids. The transcript has a single exon.
AUGGAAAAUCAGAAAAAGAAGAAAAUAGUAAAUGCGGCAUGCAUAGCACUUAUUUUCUUUGCCACACAGUGCAGAGGAAGUGGAAAUGCAGGUGGUGACGAAAGCUUAUGGGAUGCUAUAGGCCAAUGUAUAGACGAAAAUAAUUUGCACGAUGCAAUAGACGGCCAACCAACUCCAGUCAAUGCAGUAGGUGCUGGUGUCCCUGGGACAUCUAGAAGUGAAGAUGUAGUGAUGGAAAGCAAUGAUAAUGUGUUCUUUAAUCCGUUAUAUGAUUAUGGUGUCCCUGGGCCAUCUGACACUGAUGGUGUAGUGAUGAUGGACUAUGAUGAUGUGUUCUUUGAUGAUCUUGUGACAAGUGAGAAUGAAUAUAAUGCAUGGAAUCCACCAACAACUACAGAAGAAUUUGGUGGUGUCUAUGCAACACACCCACAACCUACAGAAAACUUUGGUGGUAGUAGAAAUGCCUUUGAUCCAGUGCAUACUGUGCAUAAUCAACAAAAUGAAGGAGCUAGAAGGGAUGAUGAUGAAAUCAUUAUCCUUGAACCAGGUGAAUAUAAUACAGCCCAAAAUAGAAAUCCGUUUGCAGAACAACAGAGAAUGGAAGCACAGUAUAUAGGGCAGCAAGGUGUAGGUAUGAAUGCAUUUAAUGUAGUAAAUACUAUGUCAGGGCCAUCUAGCAGUGAUAGUACAAAUGCUAUAUGGGUUGCUAAUCCAUCUGAAUCUACUUCAAAUCGUACUGGGCAUUGGGUUACGUAUAGACCAAGUGCAAGAGGGCAACAGUAUAUAGGGCAGCAGGGUUUAGGGCAACAGCAUAUAGAACAGCAAGGUGUAAGUAGGAUCCCUUCUACCCGAGAACAAUCAGAAGAUAAUUUUACACCACCUGUAAAAAUACAAAGAAGAGAAGACGGCAUAGAUGUAUCCAACUCUCAGCGUAUAUUUGAGGAUAACCUGGGACCAUAUAAACCGCUAACCCAGAUAAAUCAAUCAAAUAAUCCUGUAAAAACAUCAAGAACUCGAAUAGAAAAACUUACCAUUAAACAGUGGAAUGAGUAUAGAUUGACUGAUAAAAAAAGAGCAGGCCCUAAAUCAUGCCAUCAAACAGUAUAUGCAGACAGUAAAAAAGAGUAUGGUGGGUUAGAUGCCUUUGCGGCCUUUAAAGCAAAAAGAGACGGCGAAUAUCAAAAAACAGCUAGAGAAGAUAUAGUAAAAUUUUCUAAUUUGAUUGCUGAUAAAAUAGAUCAGAAUCCAUUUUUGUACUUCAAUGCAUGCAGGUCUACACAUAUAGGCACAAAACAAAAAGAUUAUAUGUGGAUGAUUGGUCUAUUUGCUCAUAAUAAUGAGGAAGAUGAGAAAUAUAGAGAAUUAGUAAGGGGUCUUAAAGGAUAUUACCCUGAUGCGUAUAAAGACCUGCUAGCAUAUAUAAAAAAGCACAGACCGAUGAGAGCUACCGAAGAUUUGCUUCAAAAUAAGCGAAAUGAAACCUUGGGAGACAUCUAUAUGCGGAGAAGCCUAGACUUAAACUCUGAAAGAGUGAAACAUCAAGAUAAAAUUAGCCAGAUAAAUAGUAAGUAUACUGCCCUAGCUUAUGCUAUGCGCAUGAUUCUAGCGCUUCCGGAAAUACAGGAAGAUUUCUCACAGAUUGGCGAAGAUUUUAUAAAAGCCACCGAAAUAUACAUAGAUUCAACUAGAAAUGCACAUGCGCAUAGUGUUCUGGUGUCUAUAUGUGUGCUGGCGAAGGAAAAGGAGCCGACAAAGAACAUACAAAAAAUAGAAAAAACAUAUGAAGAUAUAUACACUGCCUUUAAGAGCAUAUACGAGAAGGGCGCGCAGAAAGAGCUAACAGUAGCCAAGUUUUAUCGAGGCAUACACAUAAUUCUUGCAAAUUUCUAUGUAAGAGAAACCGUUUUUGACUAUAACAAAUAUGUUUUGCUAGGCAAAUCAGCUAUAAAACACCAAAAGAAUGUUAAAUGUGAGGCAACGCUAGUAUCUCUGCCAGAAAGCUCUUCUAAACGGAUCAGUAACCCUAAAUAUUCUUCAGAGCUGGAUGACCCUAAAGAUUCUUCAGAGCCGAGUGACCCUAAAUAUUCUUUAGAUCUGAAAGUAAGACACAUUUCACCUGAUGUAGAAAAACACUAUCAUGUUUACUAUGUGGACAAUGAGUCCCACCAACUCAGAAAGCUAUGCAUGCCCAUAUAUGUCGACGAAAAUACUGGAGAAGAGAGCUACAUACACACGAUUAACGAUAUAACAGCACACAUAAUAGAAUUAUAUGAAAUAGGAAAAAAUUCUAAUGUUAUAUAUCCGUUUAAAGUAAAUAAAAAAACCAGAAAGUGGUCGCAAAUUGAAGAAGAAGGCAAAAGCGAAACAGCAAAAGAAUUAGUAGAAUAUGAGCUAGUGUUCUACCGCAUUGAUGAAGACCUAGCAAAAGUCGAAUUUACAUUUUCAAAGUUCAUUCCUCGAAAGGAAAACGAUACGAAAAACAUCCGCGUACCACUGUUCCUUAUGCAUUUGAUGCAGGAUGCAGUGCAUAUAGGACCUUUUAUUACACAAGAAGAGCUUAGAAAGAUAAAUCUGCUAAAAAUUAAAGGAAUUAUUGCUCCCAACUUGUAUAAGUUUAAUGAAGACUAUGGUACAGAAAAAUACUCAAGCUUACAUAAAUACUACAGCAAUCUGUACAUACCGACCAAUGAAGAAAAGAAAGAAACCUUUGACUGCUAUGUCAUGGAGUAUAAGUCUGAAAAAGAGGGAGAAGCUAUCAAGGUUGAAUGGACAGUGGAUAUGACGAAAGGGGUAUUUGCAUACACAAGCUGUUUUCUGGAUAAAAAGUUCAAAGAAAAAGAAAACUCGAAAAAGCUAUUAAAAUUUAUUAACGUACUGGAGUCAAGAGAGUACAACAAAGAUAGCAAUCUGCAGAGUAUUUGGCUGAAAAAUGGCAAUGUAACAGACAGCAAAUCAGAAAAUCAAGCAGAGAAAAUAUAUAUUUGGGAGGUAGAUAGUAAGACCUAUGGGAAGCCAAUAAGAAGUGAGGAAACAGUCAGAAAAGAGCAUGAAGCUGCAGAAAAAGUUUUGAAUAUUAAAACUGAAGAAUGUAAUAUUCAGGAAAGUAAAGUAGUAGCUGCAAUGAGAUCAUGUAAUGAUGAUAGAGUAAAUGAAGAGAAAAGAAAAAAAAAUAAGAAAUGUGUUGAAAGACGUAAUGCAGAGAAAAAACUAGAGUCUUUGAGCGAAGAACUAAAGAAAGUCUUCUCUAAAAAGCCAGAUGAAGAGGUGCAGCUUAUUGUAUUCCGGAAUGUAAAUACAAGUAAGUCCAAUCUAGGAGCACACAAUGAAAUUCUUGAUGUCUUAAUUACAUAUUAUUACUAA